Molecule: messenger RNA, 3025 nt
Organism: Pelagomonas calceolata
Lineage: Eukaryota; Pelagophyceae; Pelagomonadales; Pelagomonadaceae
Source: the annotation of a GenBank genome assembly
AUGGUGCGCACGGCAGCAGACCGCUGGAAGCGCGUGAAAAGAGCCCCUCUGGACCUCCUGAAAGCGGCCGCCGCCCAGCCCUUCGACGAUAACUCUUUGUUGGGCCAAGCCGCAGUCUUCCGCGCGAAGCGCGCGAAGCGCCACAAGCCCGCGCCGGCGCCGAAGAAGGCGGUGCUGAAGGAUCAGCCUCCGGGACGAUUGUUACCGUUCAAGGAAGGGACUUCGGUGAAAGUCGUGAAGCGCAAGCUCGCCGUCGGUAAUGCUCCAGAGGCGGGCCAGCCCGAGGUCGAGGCCUUGGUGAGGGAGCCGAUGGGGCGGGAGGGCUCCCUCGAGUCCGACUGGAAUUUGAGGAGGAUAGGCGCUUUAUUAGCCAAGUCCGAAGCGAUGGACGACGAGUACGCCGUGGCCCGGCGGAAGAUCUUCAACCCCUUGCCUACUACGAAAGACAAGGCUAGUAAGGCGCCCGUGACGGGUCUGAGGACGUCCGGGCUUGUCACACGUUCAAUAGUCGCGUUGGAUCAUUUAGGAGACGCGUCGGCAUUGAGGACCGAAGGAUUAAUAAGGUUGGAGGGUCCCAUCACCAUAAAAAAACGAAAACCGCCCGUGCCGCGCCUGCACUUGGAUCGCGUCGAACGAGACCCGCUCGAAGGGUUCAUGCCAGGACAUCGUAUCGGAGCCAAUAAAGAUAGAGUCGAUCUACUCAGAGAACCGAUCCGAGACCGGGACAAGGACUGGCGCGCCCUGUCGUGGCGGGACCACCUCGUACUGAGAAACGGCGACGGCGUCGAGCGCGCGAGACGAAGAACAGAGGUUUCAUCAGAGAUAAAUUCUGGGGCGGCGACCGCACGCGGUUCGUUCCCGAACUACGACGAGCAGCAUCCACGCACAUCAUCGAAGCGCGAGGAGCCAUUAUCUCGCGGACGCGAGGCCGGUUGAGCGUGAUUGGGAUUGGCUUUGCCGGGACCGUGUUUGAGAAGUUACAUGACGAGGAUCAUAGCACGCGCAUGAUCAAGAUCCAGUUCCAGGCUCCCUCCAAUUCAAUUUCUUGGUACCAGAUGGAUCGGCGGGGUCUGUUGCACAUCUUCUCGGAGCGCGAGGAUCGAGAUUCAUUGUUGGUGCCGGGGAACCGUCCUAAAUUGAUCAACGCUCUCUUGGAGCACAGCUACUUCGUCUAUGCUCUCACAGAGUGCUGGUGGGGCGCGAGGCGCCGGCCGGAUGGGGUACGAGUGCUCCCUUCGGCGAGCACAACGACGUCGAGAAAGAGUCAUCACAGUUAAAGGGCACGCGGACGACGUACUACACGCAUUUGGAACAGUGGGAGGCGGAGCCCGGCGUGAUCCCGAGGAAGGGCCCGCAUCUGCCCGACGAAUGUAGAGUUUAUAGAGAAACGAAGGCGAAGAAGCGGUUCAAGGCGCGGCUCGCGCUGCUGCGGGCCAUGUCCCCCGAGAAGAAUGCCACUACUCUCUUCGAGGCGCCGUCGCCGUCGCGGCCGGCGUCGUCCACAACGCGGCCGCCCUCGGCCCCGCCCCCGCCAGCUGUGUCCGCGCCGACGCCCGCCGCGGCCCCGGCGCCCGCCAGUAGUACACAAUCGGCGGCCGGCGUCGGCGCGGCGGCCCCGGCGCCCGCCCGGAGUAGUAGACCAUCGGCGGCCGGCGUAGGCGCGAGACCGUCCUCGAGACAGCAGAAGAAGCCCGAGAAGUGGCCGGGCGCCUACACCGUGAGACUGUGCAUGGCCCUACGCGUGGGGCCCGUCAGACGAGUCCACCUGGACCAAGUGAGACACGUCGAACGAGCAAUCAAGAAAGAUAGAGAACAAGCUGUGGCGGCCUACAAGGCCGCGAAGUGGCACCUGACGCCGAAACGGUACCGGGGCUGCGUCGUGGCCUGCGGGGCCUAUGUGAAGGGUGAAUCUUGUGCAGUCCGGGUCUACGACGCGCCGGCGUUGCUCAACAAGAUCUGCACCGUGAGAGUCACUCAUAUAAGGACCGGAUUGGAGUACGAGUGUCGCCUGCCUUAUACUGAUUUAGCCAAGUGGACGUCUACCGAUGAGCCAGUGGACGAGGACGACGUCGAGGGCCGGAAGCGCCUCGCGCGCAAGAUUCCCUCGCUGCUGUCUUUCUGUUCCGAGAACGACCUGGCGCGGAAGGCCCACGCCGAAUCAGUGAGGAGGUGCCACGCGCGCGGCAUGCCGGGGCCACAGGCACCAUUGCUCGAGAAGGGUCCUAGUCUCGAGGUCCUGAAGAUCGGUCCUAGAUCGGUCCCCUUGGACGCGGACUAUUUGACGGGUGAGAAUGUGCUAGAAACGCAUGCGCAGCAGAAGUACACGAAGCCGCUUUAUUUACAAAGUGGCAUUGCGGGAGAUUGUCUGUUCAAGCAGCAGGGCUACGGUCCGGGGUUGGUGCACGCUCUGUCAUCUCCCCUCAAAACGCCCUCGUCUCCCACAGAAAGGGGGUCGUACCGACUCAUCAAAAGAAGAACACAUGCUCGCUGCGUGGAGAAAGAAUUGCUAGCGCGAGGCGCUUCAGUCGUAGAAGGGAGACGGUGCCGCUUCGAGUGCCUGCGGACUUUGGAAGACAACUACGAGCUCCGGCUCUUCUUCGACGUCAGGGAGACCUACACGCUGCCCCUGCGGAAACAUGCUGUUGAUAGAUACGGCAAGGCCUCGGCGUCGUCCAAGUUCGUCCACGUGAAGAGGGAGGAGGCCGUCCUCGAUGCGCGCAACGCCGCCAUCGUAGCGGAAGGAGCCUGCCUCGACGACUUUGAUGAUGAGGACGCCGCGAAGGCGAACGCCGCCGCGGGCAUGGCGAUGAGCGUGCGCGACCGCUUCAGGAAGAAGCGGAAGAAGAAGAAGGGCCGCGGGCCGCCCAAAGUGGGCAUGUCGCGGGAUGAGAAGAAAGCUUGCAUGGCUAUUGCGGUGGCUUUCGUCGUAUGGAGUUUCGCGGGCCUGCUACCUUCUCGGAGUUUGUUCGGGACUUGGUCGAGCAAUGCGUUGAUGAUGCUCUCCAAGAGCCUCAGAGAGUUGUGA